Neltuma alba is the source of this 2543-nucleotide messenger RNA. Its product is annotated as probable glycerol-3-phosphate dehydrogenase [NAD(+)] 1, cytosolic. NCBI's taxonomy places the organism in Eukaryota, Viridiplantae, Streptophyta, Magnoliopsida, Fabales, Fabaceae. The record is from RefSeq and is a predicted model, not a curated record. Gene Ontology annotation, cellular component: cytosol. The transcript is spliced from 5 exons. The coding region runs from base 715 to 2214 and encodes 499 amino acids. Gene Ontology annotation, biological process: glycerol-3-phosphate catabolic process; carbohydrate metabolic process. Gene Ontology annotation, molecular function: glycerol-3-phosphate dehydrogenase [NAD(P)+] activity; NAD binding.
UCAUGAAAGUAAUGACGUCAGCAACCGGUGACGGCGCUUGAGCAAGGCGACACGGAGGUACAGCCUACAGAGCAAUCAUCACUGGGCGUGGCCCUCCGAGGGUGACGACAGACGAACGAGCUUUCUACGAAAGCGUUUUCAAACCCUGCGUUGCUUUCUCUUUUAUCUUACACGCAUUUGCCAGCAAUAUUUAAAUCCCUACUUUUCACCCCCCAUUUGGGAAAAGCUGGUUUCUCUUCGCUGGAAAUUUGCAGUGAUUGGUUUCUUAUAUGGGGAAUUUUUCAGUGAAUGGAUCCCUGCUUGGAAAUGCGUGAAACAGAAGGAAGCUUCCUAUGCGGCUGAAAAGUUCAACUUGCCGCGUUGGAUGAUCCGCCGACAUACAUUGUUUGUUCCGCCAAUCAUUCUUUUUUGACUGUUUUGUUGGGUUUAGAUCACCGAACUUGUGGAUUUGAGUUUAGUGGUUUUGUUUUUUGGGCUUUUGUUUCUGCAUGUUGGUAGACCUUAUAACCAUUAAGAAAUCCAAUUGGAAUUGUUGAAAAUUCCUGAAACUGAUUCUUCGUAUCUUAUUCUGUAUUUUCUUUGUGAUGCAAUUGAAAGGGGUUGUUUGUUUUAGUUGGAACACAGAAGACCUACCCCCAGUGCGAUAUCAUUCUGGUGUUCAAGAGAUUUAUGGAUGCUUUCGUGUGAAAUUGGUAUAAAAACGCUACGGCUUGGAUGAUAAUUACCGAUAAGAUUCCAGUGUAUUCUAGAUUGUUAGCUAAUAUCUCUCAGCAUUUUUCAUCUAAACGUUGGGCGUUUAGAGUGUCGUUUGGAACGAUGGUUGGAAGCACCGGAGAUAUGAACCAAAAUGUAUAUCCCAAUGGUUCUGUUAAAAAUGGAAAGGGGGGUUUGGAAGAGAAGGUCGAUGAGCUUCGUCGGCUUAUGUGCAAAGUGGAGGGUGAUCCCUUGAGAAUUGUAGGAGUUGGAGCUGGUGCUUGGGGUAGUGUAUUUACUGCUAUGUUGCAGGAGGCUUACGGGAGUUUAAGAGAAAAGGUUCACAUACGGAUAUGGAGAAGACCCGGGAGAACUGUUGACAGAGCCACAGCUGAGCAUUUGUUUGAGGUGAUUAAUUCAAGGGAGGAUGUCUUGAGGAGGCUAAUUAGGCGGUGUGCAUAUCUGAAAUAUGUUGAGGCAAGAUUAGGUGAUCGAACACUUCAUGCAGAUGAGAUUCUGAAAGAUGGGUUUUGUUUGAAUAUGAUUGAUACCCCUCUAUGUCCUCUGAAGGUUGUGACAAACUUGCAGGAGGCUGUGUGGGAUGCUGAUAUUGUGAUUAAUGGUUUACCAUCGACAGAAACCCGUGAGGUAUUUGAAGAAAUUAGUAAAUAUUGGAAAGAGAGGAUCUCAGCUCCGGUCAUCAUUUCCUUGGCAAAAGGUGUAGAGGCUGAAUUGGGUCUUGAGCCACGAAUCAUAACUCCCACUCUCAUGAUUAAUCGAGCAACUGGAGUUCCCAUGGAGAACAUUCUUUAUCUCGGAGGACCUAACAUUGCUUCAGAGAUUUACAAUAAGGAAUAUGCAAAUGCUCGGAUAUGUGGAGCAGAAAAAUGGCGGAAGCCAUUGGCAAAGUUUUUGAGGCAGCCCCACUUUGUUGUGUGGGAUAAUGGUGAUCUUGUUACUCAUGAAGUUAUGGGUGGACUGAAGAAUGUCUAUGCUAUUGGAGCUGGAAUGGUAGCUGCUUUAACAAAGGAAAGUGCCACCAGCAAAUCAGUGUACUUUGCUCACUGCACAUCAGAGAUGAUUUUUAUCACUCACCUACUAGCUGAAGAACCAGAGAGACUUGCAGGACCUCUGUUGGCCGAUACAUAUGUAACCUUGUUGAAAGGUCGUAAUGCUUGGUAUGGACAAAAGCUGGCCGAAGGGGAAUUGAGCCUUGAAAUGGGUGAUAGCAUCAAGGGCAAGGGGAUGAUUCAGGGAGUAUCUGCAGUUAAAGCAUUUUAUGAGCUACUUAGUCAGUCCAGCUUAAAUGUCCUAAAUCCUGAAGAAAAUAAGCAUGUUGCUCCAGUGGAGCUUUGCCCCAUCUUGAAGAUGUUACAUAAAAUACUCAUAAUAAGGGAAUCUCCCCCACAGGCCAUUCUUGAAGCAUUAAGAGAUGAGACCAUGAAUGAUCCACGUGACCGGAUCCAGAUUGCUCAAAGCCAUGUCUUUUACAGGCCCUCUCUCCUUGGUCAACAGCCUUGAAUCAUAAUCUCGUGUGAGUUUUGUAUGGCAUGUAGUUUUGACAUAUUUUCCUAGUUGUGCAAAUGUUAAAAUGUGUGUUCUUCCAAGCACGAACCCUUCCUGCAGUGUUUGAGGUAAUCGGAAGUGAUGGAGAAAUUUCCUAUAUAAAUAUACAAGCAACUAUUCUGGUUAUGGUCACUAGGACUGAGAAAUUUCUGAGACUAGUUGUAGAAUGCUACAGUGAUUUUUUUAUUUGAUAUCUCUUGAUCCGUUUUAGUGCCCUUUGGAUUAGCUUAAAAAGGGCACCUAAGUGUUGCACGAAAUAAAUAUUUGAGAAAAGUUUUGUUUCG